ACGUUCCGUUGUUGUCAUGGCGCCGUUUCAAAAUGUUGUCAAACUUCGACUUAAAUUAGCACGUUAGCCAUGUGUUAUAGCCUAAUUAGCCUUCAGUUAGCGACGCUGUGCCACUUUUAAAUUCUAUUCAAACUGGAAUAAGUGGUAAUAAGCGAAGGAGACAUGGUUGAAAGGACGAUUUUGGGAUUAACUCGAUGUUAGCGAAUUGACAUUGAGAGGCAAAGUUAGCCCGGUAAUGCUAACUGUCGUUAGCAGUACAUAUUAGGAACAGGUUAGUUUUUAAGUUGGUUUUGGUGGAUAUUUUCGCUGUAAUGACCGCACAGUUUUUGGGCAGUGCUCAGACGCCAGAGAGAGGCUGGGUUGCUUUAGGUUCAACGCGAAACAAGAGCAGCGAUUUAAUUACAAGGAUGUCCCAAACCAAGCUUUUGUUCAAUGAAGCCAUCCCUGCAAGUGCCAGGAACCGUGCCACCUGUGUGGGCCCACCAGCACCCAUUGUGAUAGAGAGACUGCUGCCACUUUCAGAAGUGAGAGAGAAUAUGGACAGCACCAGGAGCUUGAUCAGCUUCACUGCGCUCUCUGAGGAGAAACUUCAAGCUGCUGUUAAACUGGCCAAGCAAGAUCUAAGAAGAAGGCGUCUUGAGUCACUGACAAUAUCUGCUACCAAACCUUCUCAAGAAACCUCCCUCUUUGUGACAAGUGAUGUUGAACUGCUUCAGGAACUUGCAGCCACUCCAAGCAAGGCUAAGUCAAAGGCCUCCAGUCCAAAGGAAAAGGUUACCCGUUAUGGAGCCAAACAGCAGAAAUCCCAGAAGCAUCCCAUUUCUUCCAAGGCCAGGGUUGGCCUGUCACCUCCUACCAGAGACCCAGGUCCAAAGCAGGUGGAAGGAGACAAACAGGCACCCUUAAGCCACGAGAUCAGCAAACUGCAAAAUGAGCUGGAGGUGUAUAUUCAGAAAGUGGAAGAGCUGGCUAACAGAGGAGAGAAAAUAGAGGAACCUGAAGAGCAAAGCAAGCUUGAGACACGCAGACAGAAGCAGGCAGCCCGCUCAGCGCGCAUCAUUUAUGUCCUCCAACAACAGGUCAAAGAGAUACAAGAAGAUAUAGAAAAACUACGAAGCCAGAAAAUGUGGGACACCAAAAAGUCCAUGGCAAUAAACAGGCUUGCAGCUGCCCACCGUGGAGCACUCAGGGCUCUUCAGGUUAUCAUCCAUCAGCUUUCAGACCUGUCUCAUAGCAAGGUCCCCCCUCAUUACAAAGAACUGGGCCAGCUGAUUCGCCAGCUCUCUCUGUGCUCAGCAAAGGUAGAAGUGGACCAGGGUUCAACUGUGCCGGAGACGGCCCUCGACAUCCUGCAGAAACUAGAGACUUUGGAUUCAGCACUCCGUAAACAAGAGAUGCUUGAAAAGAUGCAGGCCCAAGCAUGUCCUCCACACAGGAAGUCUCCUCAUCGCAGCACGUCACCCACUAUUGCGCCCAAAGGUCCCAUCACCUUAACUGCACCUCGAGGACCUUUGAAACCCACAUAUCCGAAGAGAGGUGUCCAGGCAGGUAGGAGAAAAGCUUCAGGGAAGCCCAACACUACUGCUCAUCAGCCUAUAAACAGAAGGGAGGUGCUGAGGGCCGGCCUAGAGACCGUCGCCCAGCAGAGGGAGCUAAGGGAACUGCAGGGACGAUCCCAGACGCACACUACCUGCAGGAAAGGGCUGCACUAUGACAGAAGAAAGGCUGGCAUAAUGAAGAUGCAAAGUGCAGGUUUCCAGCAGCCUACAGUCUCCUCUCAGCUAAGAGUGAACCAGCUCCCUCAAAAAGAGCCCUCUGUGCCAUGGAUACCUACAUCCCCUCACUCUCCUCCUCCACAACGAUCCCCUCAAAGGAGCAGACCAGAGCCUCGUUGCCUCUUCUCUCCAUUGAAGCCUUCACAGAGCCCUCCAAAGCAGAAGGUGGGUGGUGGUUUGGAUUCCGAGGCGGCCCUGAGCUCAGAAAAGAAGAAAGACUCUCAGAACGAAGCAUUAAGGAGAGCUUGGCUGGAUAAGAUGACUAUGCAGAGACUGAAAGAGCUCAACCACCUGAGUAAAGAAGAGGCUGAACGGAUUCGGAGAUUAAGGUCUGAAGUUGGCUCGCCAACUCAGUGGGCAGAGAGAGCUGAGCAGAUCGCCAGAGAGAGAAUUCAGCCCCUUCUGGAUGAAGCACAGCAGAUUGGUGAGUCCAGGACCAGGAUUGACUCUUCAUUGAGGAAUCGGCUGUCGGAGCAGGCUGCAGAGAGGGCAGCAGAGAGUGCGGAGCGGCUGAGUGAGGCGCUGCUGGAGGAUCUCCUGGAGGAUACCGCACAGGUAGCGUGGGUGGCCGAAACAGACAGACAGUUACAGGCCAUGGCCCAGUGUAGGCUGCAGGCCCCCACCCUGGAGAACAUGCUGCUCCGUAUGGAGGAGAUACAGAGGGAUCAGGAGGAAGUGAGGAGGCGGUUUGCUUCCAUCACUUAUUCAGACCCUCUUUAUUGGGAUCGACCAGGAGCAGCAGGAUCUCAGUGCCGUGCUCCGGGCUCCAGGCCAGCCUCUCCUCAGCCAAUUAGGCUCACAAGGCCAGUGCUGAAACAGACCUCUGCAGCUGAUAUUGUCCUAGAGAAGCCCAUCGAGACAGGAAACAGUUUACUGUUUGAGAACAGCCUGACGGAGGAGGCACCCCAAGACCAGCGGCAGCCUCGAAACAGCACUAUGUUCCCAGGCACAGAGGACAGACACAGGAGGACUGUUAUGUCAGUGCUGGGCAGCAUGCUGGAAAACAUCCGGCGGUACCGCGAAGACUACGAGGCCUACCUGCGCGUUGUGGCUCACGAAGCUGUCGGCAGCUUCAACCCCUGGGCCGUCGCAGACAGCCUGGCAGAGGAGUUGCUGUCGGAGGCUGUGGGUGACGUGGCAGCAGAGUUUCAGGAUGUUGUGGAGGAGUAUGCCGAGGCCGUGUUCACCUCCGAGUUCCUGCAGCCAGUCCAGUCACCUCCUACUUUGGUCAGCCAGUAGGAUGUAGGAGGUAGCAUUAUGUGUUGGUGGAAAAUAUGCUUUUUCAGACCAGGUUUAUUUUUUUUAACCUACGGCUUGGAUUAUUUAUUAUGAGCUUUGUACAUUUCACAAACAGAUUUUUCACUUCAUAAUAAACUUCUUCAAUAUUUAUAUUUAUUUUGUGCAUAGACAAAGAUCUGAAAAUGCGUUUAUAGAUCACUACUUUGAUGAACCAACAUAUGACUUCCUCUCAUGGGCGACGCAGAUAUUUUUUUUAAUGACGCCACAGCAGAUGAGAUUGUUGAACUGCACGGGGAGCAUUAGUCACAGUAGUCUUCAUGGCCCAUCUGUAUCUGUGAUUGAAUUCCUCUGGGAAAGUUAGUUUUGUGUCGAUAAGCUUGGAGAGACCAUUACGACAUUACAGAGGAUUAUAAGAUUACUGCCCUCCCCUUGCACUUGGUUUAAAUCUCCCUGAGGAUUACUCACACUUUCUAUUUUCAUGUCGGAAUAUGGAAAUAAAUUAAUUGCAUACGGUCUCCAUCGAAAUGAUGUAGGCAGCCAAGGGCAUCGUGUGUUUAAUCUAUUGUAAAAUGAUUUCCUCCUUUUCUCUAACAUCUAAAUAAAGGGUCUCACUGCAGCAAAAUGCUGGA
This is a messenger RNA of Amphiprion ocellaris (clown anemonefish), 3643 nucleotides long. Its product is annotated as KIAA0753 ortholog. Gene Ontology annotation, cellular component: centriolar satellite. Gene Ontology annotation, biological process: centriole replication; protein localization to centrosome. The transcript has 18 exons. Bases 312 to 3014 code for a protein of 900 amino acids. The record is from RefSeq and is a predicted model, not a curated record. NCBI's taxonomy places the organism in Eukaryota, Metazoa, Chordata, Actinopteri, Pomacentridae.